AUGGAUCUUUUCAUGGAUGUUACAAAAAAUUCUGAGGAACCGCAGUGGCUUGAAAGUAAAGUGAUAGGAAACCUGAGAGUUUGGCAAAUUAUGUUUCUAUGCUUCGCCAGUAUCACCACUAUAAUAGUCAUGGUGUGCUGUUGUUUUCGCUUUCGCAUCCCUCGCACGAAGCAGCAGAUAGAAGCAGACUAUCAAAGACGAAAGAUUACCAAUAAAUUCCGUGCAGAGUUGGAAACUAUACAAGAUGCUAAAAUGGAUGCUAUGUCUUUAAAAGACGCAUUGGACCUACUUCAUGAAAAGAAAUCUCACGAAAUGGAGGAAGAGAACCAACCAGGAUCACAACCCAGUUCUAUCGUGUCUCCACAACAAAGUUCACUAGAUGCGUCGUUCCAGCCUGAAAGUGGUCAAAAACCGGAGCCCCAAGCAUCAGGACUCAGCUUCGUCAAGUUUGCAUCAAAAGUGGCCACAGUAUCCAAAUUAGGCCAGCCAAAAUCGCCAACAUCACCUACACCAUCAUCAUUGAAUAAAAUGGAAUUUUAG
Molecule: messenger RNA, 540 nt
Organism: Arctia plantaginis
Lineage: Eukaryota; Metazoa; Arthropoda; Insecta; Lepidoptera; Erebidae
Source: the annotation of a GenBank genome assembly